CGCAGAUUAAUGUAAAUUUACGCGCCAUCGUGGUGUUUUGUGGUUCUCCGUGUGCAUAUGUAUAAAAAAUGCCGAGAUUAGCGGCAAAAUGCAAAAUGUAAAGGGCGGCAACAAUAUUCAGUGCAAAAGAAGUGCGUGCCAGCAGCGGUAAUAAAACACAAGCGAGUGGAGUGCCAAAAUAAAGCAGCACUUGUUGGAGUUCGUUUCGCGUCUACGAACAGAAGCGUAAAAACCGCAGAGAAGCAACAAGUGGCCAUACACGGUGAAGAGAGAGAGCGUGCAACGGCAACGACAGCGAAAAUGUGCAUAUGACCAUUGGUUCCUGAACACCAGUUUCUCCUCCCUAUCUCUCCCCAUCAUCCCCGAUCAUCAUCAUCAUCAUCAUCAUCAUCGGCAGGCCCCCACAUCCACGUUCAAGUUCAAGUGCAGAGUCUUUGAAACAUGCGUAGACCAGUCGCCGCGUUGAGCCGCAAUCAUUACUUCGUCAUUGGGCUGCUGCUGGGGCUCGUGCUGAGCUGCUACAUACCGGAGGACAUCUGGGAGCUGGUCCAGCAGGAGGAAUGCCCCCAGGAGGCCGCCGAGAAUCUGCUGAUCGAACGCUUUGGCCAGGACUUUGAGCCGCAUCUGAACCUGAUCAACAAGCCGCUGGCGGCCAAAAAGCCGGUUAAAAAUGUGAUACGCCCCCGCUACUACUCCUCGGAACUGGGGAUCCGCGAGAAACUGUUCAUCGGCGUGAUGACCUCCCAGGAGCACAUCAACAGCUUCGCGACCGCCUUCAACCGCACCACCGCCCAUCUGGUGAACAAGAUCAAGUUCUUCAUCUACGCGGACAGCGUGAAGACCAACUACAAGCUGAAGAACAUCGUGGGCUUUGCGGACACGCACGAGAACCGGCGGCCCUUCCACGUGAUCAAGUACAUUGCGGACAACUAUCUGGAGGAGUACGACUACUUCCUGCUCGUCCCGGACAAUGUCUACGUGGAUGCCCGCAAGCUGAGCGCCCUGCUCUACCACAUGAGCAUCACCUUUGACCUGUACAUGGGCGGCACCCACAUCGGCGUCCCCUCCAGCGAGGGGGACGGCCCGGCCGGCUCCGGCUCCGGCGAUCGCAACUACUGCUCCCUGGAGGCGGGCAUCCUGCUCAGCAGCAGCGUGAUCCGCAAGAUGCGGAACAACCUCGACCGCUGCGUCCGCAUCGGGAUCACCGGCGAUCACAGCGUCAAUAUCGGGCGGUGCGUCAAGUAUGCCAGCCAUGUGCCCGGCUGCCAGGAGAGUUUUCAGGGCAUGCGGCAGUAUAGCUACGCUCUGAACACGCCGGGGCGCCAGCGGCGGGACUUCAGCGAGCUGGCCAAAGAGGAGGCGUUCCGGAAUGCCAGCACCGUGUAUCCCGUGCCGACGCCGGAGGACUUCUACCGCUUGCACGCCUACUACUCAAAGCAACACCUGGAGAUGGUGCAGGAGCGGGGCUAUGCGCUGGAGCAGAAGUCCUAUCGGAUCGCCAACGGCAGCAUCUCCAACAAGAUACUUGAAAUCCGCUGGCCCCUGGGCGUGCCGCCGCCUAGUGCGCCGGAGACACGCCACGACAUCCUCAUCUGGCAGAUGCUAAACGAGACGCACAGCUACCUGCCCAACGGGAACGUGGAGCACGCCGUGGCGCCGCUCACCCGGAUCGAGGCCCUCGACUUCGCCAAGGUGCUGGAGAUCGCCCUGCAGUACGCGGCCCUGAAGCAUCCCGGCCUCAGUUACCACAGCCUGCACACCGCCUACCGCAAGUUCGACGCGACGCGGGGCAUGGACUACCAGCUGCACCUGAACCUGCAGAAGGGGUCGGGCCGGCGGCGGCGACUGUUGCUCAAGAGCUUCGAGGUGGUCAAGCCGCUGGGCCGCGUUGAGGUGGUGCCCUCGCCCUAUGUGACGGAGAGCACACGGAUCGCCAUCCUGGUGCCGGCCUUCGAGCACCAGGUGCCGGACGCCCUGGAAUUUGUGGCCCAGUACGAGCGCCUCUGCAUGCAAAACCAGGACAACACAUUCCUGCUGCUGAUCUUCCUGUACCGCCUGGACUCGCCCAGCAAAGGCGAUGAGGAUCCCUUCAAAGGGCUCAAGACGCUGGCCCUCGACCUCUCCUCCAAGUACAAAACAGAUGGCUCCCGCAUUGCCUGGGUGUCCAUUCGGCUGCCCGAGCAGCUGAGCGAGGCUGUCAGGCCCGAGGACUGGCUGCUCCACGCCUCCAUGUACGGCCCGAAGCAGCUGCUCAGUCUGGUGGUGGCUGACCUGGCUCUGCCCAAGCUCGGCCUCGAGUCCCUGGUGCUGCUGGCCACGCCGGGCAUGUCCUUCAAGGCGGACUUCCUCAACCGCGUGCGCAUGAACACCAUUCAGGGUUUCCAGGUGUACGCGCCCAUCGGCUUCCAGAUGUACCCCUGCCGCUGGGCGCAGUUCUGCAAGGAGUGCGAGGCGUGCGACGUGGCCCAGAGCAGCGGCUACUUCGAUCGCCACAACCACGAUGUGAUUGCGUUCUACAGUCGCGACUAUGUGCAAGCGCGCAAACUGCUGCAUCCACAGGGACUGCCCAUCAUCCGCAGCGACCUGGACAUCGAUCAGCUGCUGGAGCCGGCGUCCCAGUCCCGCCCCGAGGGCGUCGAGAGCAUCCUGGACAUGUUCGUGGCCGCCCAGCACUCGGUGCACAUAUUGCGCGGCGUCGAGCCCAAUCUGCGCUUCGGCCACGAUGUGCGCAAUCAUUUGGGCCGCGGCAGCACACUGCCGGAGCAGCUGCCCGAGCAGUGCGGGCGGGAGCAGUGCAUCCACUUGGCGUCGCGCAAGCAGAUCGGCGAUGCCAUCAUACGCUACGAGGACAGAAGUAUUCUCCACAAAUAG
Drosophila persimilis is the source of this 2871-nucleotide messenger RNA. It is a transcript of the gene Chpf, whose product is annotated as chondroitin sulfate glucuronyltransferase. The record is from RefSeq and is a predicted model, not a curated record. Gene Ontology annotation, molecular function: glucuronosyl-N-acetylgalactosaminyl-proteoglycan 4-beta-N-acetylgalactosaminyltransferase activity. Lineage: Eukaryota; Metazoa; Arthropoda; Insecta; Diptera; Drosophilidae. Bases 442 to 2871 code for a protein of 809 amino acids. The transcript has 6 exons. Gene Ontology annotation, cellular component: Golgi cisterna membrane.